CCAAGAUGAGGGGGUGGAGCACCUUAUGCAGAGUCACCCAGGGGUGGGGACCAGGCUGGACUCCACCUGGUCCAGUCCAUGCCGGCGGCCCCCUCCCGCACUGACAUGUCAGGAAGAAGGCAGCUGGGAGAGAAGCACGCUCAGUCUCUGGGGAAGAGACCCCUCGUGCAGGGUCAGGCUAGAGGCGGCGGAGGAGGCUGGCGCCGCGGGAGGAGCGAGCCCCGAGUCCCCCGCGGAAUGUGGCGCUGGCGUGGGGCCUGAGCAGCAGACGGAGUCGGAUGGCGAGCGGGACUCGGGGCCCGAGCAGGCGCAGACCAUCUACCGUGACAUCUGGAGCCUGCGCGCCUCGCUGGAGCUGCACGCGGCCGCCGCCUCCGACCACAGCGGCAGCGGCAACGACCAUGACUCGGUGCGCAGCGGCGACAGCUCGGGCUCCGGCUCCGGGGGCGCCGCUCCCGCCUUCCCGCCGCCCUCGCCACCACCCACACACCGGCCCACGGACAGCGAGGCCGGCGGGCCGCGCAAGCUGCUGCAGAUGGACAGCGGCUACGCCAGCAUCGAGGGCCGCGGCGCCGGCGAGGACGGGCCGCCCAGCGCCUCGGAGAAGCGCUCCUCCUUCACGAGCGCGGGCCGCGCACCCACCGUGGGCGGCAGCUUCGAGGGCGCCCCGGACGAGGCCGCCGCCGAGAUGCCUGUGCGACCCCGCAGCCCGCGCGCCUGGCCCCGCCGCGCGCCGCGCCGCGACUACAGCAUCGACGAGAAGACAGACGCGCUUUUCCACGAGUUUCUACGCCACGACCCGCACUUCGACGACGCGCUGCCCGCCGGCGUGCGCCAUCGCGCGCGCGCCCAUGCCCACCCGCACGCGCGCAAGCAGUGGCAGCGCGGCCGGCAGCACAGCGACCCCGGCGCGCGAGCCGCGACCCCUGGCACCGACCCCCGACCCCCCCGCGCGCCCCUGCGCCGCGGCGACAGCGUCGACUGCCCGGCCGAAGGGCGCGCGGGAGACCCCCCAGCUGUGCCUGCGGGCGCCCCUAUCCCGGCCAUAGAGGAGGAGCCCGGCGGCGGCUGUCCCGGCUCUGGCCUGUGCGCCGCGCCCCCACCAGUGCUGCUGGGCAAGCUGGUGGCCGGCCUCGACGGCGGACUCUUCGCGCCGCGCCUCGAGCAGCCCGCUGCCCCUGUGCUGGCCACCGCCGCGCCCACGUCCCCUGACCACAGCCCGGCUUAGGGCGCCCAGGGCCCAGACCCCCACAGCGGCCUCGAGGGUGGCGCCCAGAAGCGGGACGCGAACGCCGGGUGUCCCCGGGGCUAGCGGCGGGCGGCUGCGCCAGGCGCUUGUGCGAAGCCCCGUCUCCGGCCGCAGGUCCGCGAGGUGCGCUGGGUCCGCGUGCGCGGGAGCCUGCACCAGAGCGCAUGCGCCGAGCCCGCCAGGGCCGGGAUCGCCGGGCCCCGGGGGUCGGUAGCGAGCGCGCCGGCCCGGGUGACCGGGGCCGCCAACUCCCGAAGCCGUUUACCUCACCGCGGCGUGUGCCCGCGGCAGUCCGCGCCCCUCUGAGCAAUAACCGCCCCUCCGCCCCUGCAUGUGAGCGUGCCGUCCACCCCACCCCCUCGCCGUGCGAAGAGCCCGCGCUUCCUCAGUGUUCGGACCUGACAGAACCUAUGGCCAAGUUCUCGAGUUUCCCAAGCUUUAUUUAUUGCCAAAAACGCGGGGCCGCCCCGCCCGCCAAGCUGUGUGCUGUCUGCGUCCUGCCCAGUGAAGGAGCCCCUGGCUGUGUUUUCCGGUUGACUAUAAAUAUUUGCCGCAU
Manis javanica (Malayan pangolin) is the source of this 1805-nucleotide messenger RNA. Lineage: Eukaryota; Metazoa; Chordata; Mammalia; Pholidota; Manidae. The record is from RefSeq and is a predicted model, not a curated record.